CGGCCGGUGCUCGCUCGCCCAAACUCUCCGUCAGACGCGAAGCGAAUGUUUCACAGUGACGACGUCGAUGUGUCAAGUUUAUUCGUAAAUACGCGAUACUAUAUUUAAUUACAUUCACAUAAGAAUGAAUCACGGUGACUUAAAAUUGUGUUAAUUGUGCCAAAGGAUGAAAAUGUGACAGUGUUACGUGUUUGUGGUGAUAUUGUGAUUCCUUGUUAUAAUUGUGAGAUAAUUUUGAAUAUGGAAACUCGUCAUUAUUGGGAGGAAAACGGACAUGUCAAGUAUGACAAUUACAACUCUAACGAUGGCUUCGGGCGCGUGGGCGCCAGCGGGGGUGGCAACGCGGGGGCGGGGGAGCAGCUCGCGUUCGCAGCGCCCUCCGAGGACGAGGCAGAUUUCGCCAAUUACAAGAAGGGGAAGGUGUUGAGGCAAGAUCCGAUGUCGCACCGCAUCAUAGAGAAGCGCCGGCGAGACCGCAUGAAUAACUGCCUCGCGGAUCUGUCGCGACUCAUCCCACCCGAGUACCUUAAGAAGGGCAGAGGGAGAGUGGAGAAGACAGAGAUCAUAGAGAUGGCUAUACGACAUCUCAAGUUCUUGCAGGAUCGCGUCAAUGCUAGCGAGGUGCAGGCGAGCGCGGGGGAGGGUCACUACCGCGCGGGGUACCAGGAGGCGGUAGGCGAGGCGCUGCGCUACCUGUCCGAGGCGCACGGCUACCCCGCGGACGGUCUGUGCGCGCAGCUCGCUACCCACCUGCAGCGACACUGCGAUCACAUCACCAAAGAGUCCAGCUUUGAACCGUUAGCGCUCAGUCGCGUUGCACUUAGCGGCGGCAUAACAAUGAGGGAUGGCAGUCGGGAUAAAGGUCGGUCGCUUGGCUCGUCCUCGGAGACGGCGAGCUCGUCCAGCAGCUCGCUGGGCUACGGCAAGGCGCAGCCCCCGCCGCGUCCGCAGCCCUACGCGCCUGAUGUCUAUGAUACCACUACGGACGGACCAUACAGCAUGGACUGCGAUACAGUGGUGGGUGCGGUGGAGAACGGUGGCGCGGCGUCUCCUGCGUGCGGGGAGGCGCGGGCUGGAGGUGCGGGGAGUGCGGGGGGCAAGCGCGAGGCGCUGCGCAAACUGCGCAAACCGGAACACGACGAUUUAAUACACUCCUACAAGUUCAAGAACUCCAUUGAAAGGCGCUUCUCAAGAUCGCAGGACUCCGAGGCAGCAGAGAGUCAGACGCGCGCGGUGAACGGCAAGCCGUACUCGCACAAGCGGAGGCGCGCAGUGCGGCCCGCGCCCGCCGCCUCCACCUCCGCCUCCGCAUCCACUGAGGAGGCGCGCGACACCUCCCCGCAGGACACGAGCAGCGAGUCCCCGCACCGGCAUCAGUACGAGCAGUUCGAGCAGUACGAGAAGCCGGCGCCCGCGCAGUACGUGCCGGUCUUCGCGCUCAACUCCCUCGGCAAGUACUACGUGCCGCUGUCGGUGGAGUACGCGUGUGUGUCGCGGCAGCUGCGCGCGUGCGACGUGCUGGACGCGCGCGCUCCGCUCGCCGCGCUGCAUCCCGUCACUAUACACGUCAACUUCACGCCCUGUCUCAACUACCACGUCAAACGUGACCCCGACCCUGACUGGAGACCUGUCUAGACCUCACGUCCUUGUCUCACCUGCCUGCCCGCUAAACUCAAAGUUGCUCAGACCUUGCGGAGAUUACCCGAAAAAAACGCGCCCUUACGAACCCUUAAUUUUAAAUAUCAGUUUUUCGUUUUCUACAUUACAUAUACGGAGUAUAAUUUUUUCUCAAUAUUACAUACAGACACACCAAUUUUAUUAAUAUGUAUAUAGAUGACAUGAAAAACAUGUUUAAAUACAUGUGUGGGAUGGUAUGGAGGUACGCGGAACAUGGUUUGCUUCAAGCUGUACCAUUCCCCCAUAGAUGUUCUCAAGUCGAUUGUCUCGCCUUGUGUCGAACUGCUGCCCAACAAGCAAACACAUCUUUAUUUUAAUUUAUACUGUUUAUGUUGUCUAGAAAUAUAUUUCAUACAUGUUAUUGAGUUUGUUUUAUAGCAUUCAAAUAAUAUUUAAACGUGUCUGAUCUUAAAUUCUCUAAUAUACAUUAAACGUAAAAAGCUGACAUUUAUAAAAAAUACUUUAACUACUAAAUUUACUUUUAAUUUCAUUAUUUUUAUUUUUUUAAGCAACGGAUACGGAGCUUAUAAAAUAGUCAUUUUAGACGGCAGCAUAUUUUUAUUUAAUUUCAAGAUAUAUUAAUAUGAAUAAUGAAGUUACACAUUUAACACUUUAAUUUUUCGUUUUUUUAAUUUUAUAUGAUAAGAAGUUAUGAGUAUCAUUUUUGUUCACAUUGGAUUUGGCACGUGGGGAACAAGAGUAGUCUUGUAGCCGACGUGCCAACUCAAGUCUGAUAUAAGUGAUGUUUCGCAGUGAACUGCAAAAGACUGGUUAAAACGCAGAUGUACGAUGUUCUUAGUUACGGCUGUGAUAUAAAAUUCUGCCUAGUCAAGUUGAUUACAUGAUGCUUGACGAUUUAAGAAGAUUUUUUAAACAUUUUUUUUAUUAACCGUGGGUUUGUGAAACCAAAACCUUGUUUAAAACAUAUUGGUUUAUCGAAGAUAAUGCUUUCAUUUCAUGACGAUAUGUUUUAUACAGUGAUUUCAGAAACCAACGGUAAGACUCGUUUGUUAUUUAAGUACCACGUAUAGGUAUAGGGUAGUUAUUAGUCAUUUUCCCGCCACGCCGGUGAUGGCGACUUAGUGAAAAAAAAUAUUUUGUUUUAAGCUGUAAGGACUUUAUCGUCGGUUCUCUCGUUGUGCCAAACAACGUAUUUGCAUUUAAGAAAGUUAUAAAUAAUCUAAGGCAGCCAUUUAAAUUAUUUCCAUAUCUACGAUGAGAUAUUAAAGUUUAGUUUGAAAAUCAUAUUUUACUCUUAAAUAUUUUCGUAUACGUAUAAUUUUGUAUAUAUUUAUGUCCUCUUUUGUAAUGAAGAUGUUUUGGGAGUUUAUUUUAUAGGCUUAAGUCUGUACUUACCUCAAAGCUGUAAUGUUUCAGUAUGUAAUUAUUUGCAAUACAAAUAAACAUUUUGGCACUGGUUCGUAUUUGAAUAUGACUGAAGAAAUAAUAUCAUCAUAUAUGUAUUAUACUAACCGUGGGUUUCCGAGACCAAAAUCUAUAUAAAACCUAUCGUCAUCCCGAUCUUUUACAAAACAGAUGUUUUAAAUUGUGAUUUUCUUCUCAGAAACCCGCGAUAAUUUUGAGUUUUAUUUGUAGCUAAAUUCAACAUACUGUAAGUUUGUUAAAACAAGAGGUGUGGUUGGGAAUCAUGAUUAUAUUUGUAAGUGAUUAAUUUUAAUGAGAAAUCAAAAUUGUUUUGGCAAUCUACGAAAAAUAUUUUUUCUUUAAUAAUUUUAAGUUAAUGUAGUUUUUUUUUAAAUAUGACAGGGUCACCUACAGUAUAAUUUUGUUGUAAUCCAUAAUUCGGUCAUAUAAAUGUAAUCCUGCUGAUAAUUACAAUGUAUAUAGUUUGAUGUAAAAGCUAUUUGAGUAAAUAAGUCUGUUAUAUAAAAUGUAAAUAGAAAUGUUAAGAAUAU
This is a messenger RNA of Papilio xuthus (Asian swallowtail), 3593 nucleotides long. It is a transcript of the gene cwo, whose product is annotated as transcription factor cwo. Gene Ontology annotation, molecular function: DNA binding; protein dimerization activity. The transcript is spliced from 10 exons. Gene Ontology annotation, biological process: regulation of DNA-templated transcription. The record is from RefSeq and is a predicted model, not a curated record. The coding region runs from base 241 to 1635 and encodes 464 amino acids. NCBI's taxonomy places the organism in Eukaryota, Metazoa, Arthropoda, Insecta, Lepidoptera, Papilionidae.